CUUGCCCCGAGAAGCACAUGUACAGAAGAAGCACAUCCACGUGGGUUUUUGUACUUUAGGAAGAGAGACUCCUCUGACGAACAAAUCAAAUACAAACAAUCUAUGAAAAUAUCGACUGUAGAUUGUUGUGAUCCGAAAUGACGAAGGUUAAGAAGGAAAAGGCUGUCGCCGAGGAAGCUGCACCCGCCGGCGGUUCCGAGAAGUCUUACCACGAGUUGGUGGCGAACCUAAACGCUAUUGCAAAUCCGCUGGCCACCAGGAAGCUCAGCAAGAAACUCUACAAAUGCGUCAAAAAGGCUUCGAAAGUAAAGAACAUCCGCAGAGGAGUGAAAGAAGUUCAGAAAUUCAUCGGAAAAGGAGAGAAAGGCAUUGUGCUAUUGGCAGGCGACACACUGCCCAUUGACGUCUACUGCCACUUGCCAGUCAUGUGUGAGGACAGAGAUAUUCCUUACGCGUACAUCCCCUCCAAAGUGGACUUAGGUGCGUCUGCUGGCUCCAAGAGGCCGACCUGCGUGAUCAUGAUCAAACCUCAUGCUGACUAUCAGGAGGCGUACAAUGAGUGUCUGGAGGAAGUAUCCAGCAUGCCCAAACCCCUAUGAGCCAAUCAGAGACCAGCUCCUCCUGUGACCGCACGCACUCAUCAAAAUAGGACAAUAAGACAUUGGUUUGGAGUGACGUGACGGAAAUAAGGACAUUUAAUUCUAGACUUUAUUUGAUUUUUUUUUUUUUUUUUUUUUUUAGUAUUUUGUAUUUCUGUUCAAUGUACUACUGCAACGUACCAUGUUGUGGGCAUGAAUACAUUUGUGUACAAAAAAAAUUAGGGCUGUCAAAAUCAGAGUUAACUCGUGAUUAAUCAUAAAAAAAUAAUUGCAUUCGUCAUAUUCACACUUAGAUUAAUCAUACAAGUCAUUUUGACCGUACAAGCUCUUACCUUAAUUGCUAUACGGUCAGUGAUCAGAUCAAUGCAUACGUCAUACAACAAUGAAUGAGGAUACUGCGACUGCUCAAUGGCAAAUUUCACUCUAAAAUACAGCCCGAAUGAACUUAAAAUAAAACUGUUCCUAAGUUUGUUGCAAAUGAUUAACAUUCAUUCAAGUAAAAUGUUCCUGGAGAAUAUGAUGAUAAAAUUGCAUUUGAUUAUUGUAUUGGUGUCUUUUCUUCAGCAAAUUUUAAAUAUGCAAGCCUGUAAUUGAUCUGAUAAUUUAAAAAAAUAUAUAUAUUUUGACAGCCCUAAAAUAAUUAAUCUUUGAAUCCAAACCUGUUUUGAGUUGUAAGCUUUUUACUUAUAAGUUUAUUUUUCCACUCAUAAAUUUGCUUCUGGGGCUUUUUUGCUGUUUUUUUGUUAUUAAAAAUGUGUGUCUCAGGUUUACACACAUUAAUUUGAAUCAUUUAACGUUUUAUCUUGAUGUAUUCAUGCACACUUGUGUUGCUCAAAGCCAAAUAUGGACAAGUGAGUCGAUCAUUAGACCCUCUAACCGUCAAAUCUAUCAUUGUGAGUUUAAAGAACCGAGUCGUUGACAGAAACAACUACUGCAGUCGAAUCACAAUAACACAUACUGUCCAUGUAGUAUUUAGAUUCAAAGUUACCUUUUUUUUUUCAUCGAGUUGUUUAUUUUGGACAUUUAAUACGCCUCAAUCCAACGGUGAUGGUCUGUUCCACUAUGUGCAAACUUGUUUACCAUGUGCAGGAUGUAUCUUGUUUGGAAAUAUCCAUGUAAGAAUGGGAUUAAAGUUGUUGUUAAAUAUGGAA
Nerophis ophidion (straightnose pipefish) is the source of this 1750-nucleotide messenger RNA. RefSeq names its product NHP2 ribonucleoprotein homolog (yeast) (gene nhp2). Gene Ontology annotation, biological process: ribosome biogenesis; rRNA pseudouridine synthesis; snRNA pseudouridine synthesis. Lineage: Eukaryota; Metazoa; Chordata; Actinopteri; Syngnathiformes; Syngnathidae. The record is from RefSeq and is a predicted model, not a curated record. Gene Ontology annotation, cellular component: nucleolus; box H/ACA snoRNP complex. The coding region runs from base 138 to 599 and encodes 153 amino acids. Gene Ontology annotation, molecular function: box H/ACA snoRNA binding. The transcript is spliced from 4 exons.